This is a messenger RNA of Stylonychia lemnae, 1746 nucleotides long. NCBI's taxonomy places the organism in Eukaryota, Ciliophora, Spirotrichea, Sporadotrichida, Oxytrichidae. The record is from the annotation of a GenBank genome assembly.
AUGCAGAUCGAACUUAGAAACUUCUUUUUCGAGAGUCAAAACGUGGGCAAACGCCUCAACUGGUCCAAAAAGUGCUAUUCAUGGACAUUCGAGGCAAGUAUUUAGAAACCUGACUAGCCGGAGAUGCAUCAGAAAUAUCGAAUCUAGUUUUUAGACAGCUUGAACUCUGGCAAGAGAACGAUUACUUUGAACGACAAUGUCGUCCUCUUCAAGACCAAGAUAAAUAACUUUGCCAUUGAACCAUAUACUGUCCAAAAAGAUCCUUUGAAGUUGCAAAUUAGCAAGCACACGAAAAAAGGAUCAAUGUUUAAGCAGUACGAACUACUGAUAGAAAACAGAGAAUUUCACGUUCUCAAGUCUGUUGCUGGAUGUAAUAUCCUACUGGAAAAUUAACAAAUUUUUAUAGUGUACAGUGUGAAGAUCGAUAGACCGACUGAGCAGAAAUCAGAAAAUGAGAAAUAGUCAGCUGCUCCUCAAAGUGAUAAUUCUGAGUAAAAUCGCAGCUCCUCUAGUCCAUAGACAUAACCUCAAAAUCAUCUUUCCCAAAUCUAAACUCCAAUCAAGAUGCCCGAGAAUAAUACAUUCUUAUCUCCUAACUUAUCUAAUGAUACAUGUGAUUUCGAUUUCCAGAACAGAAGCUCAAUUACAGGAGCAAAUCAGCAACAGGAGUUUGACUUUCUGAAUUUCUCAAAUACUUUCACUUGUUCUAAUUAAAACUCAUCGGAUCCAAAUCUUGUGAUGAAUAGAGUUUCAUCAAUUAGUGAUCAACUCCCUCAAAACUCAAGCUAUUUGAUCAAUGGCAAUUUCGACACUCAAAUUAACAAUACCACCGUCCAAACCAAUAAAGAUUUGGUCAAGUCAAGCGAGAAACAAAGUCAUGUCUAAGAUUUUUUUGAGUUCAGGACAAACUGCGAAUAAACUCCUUCUACUUCGACCAGUGCCAAUAGCCUUAAUACUAAUGCAAAUUACUCAAAAAACAACAACAACAAUUUCACUUAGCAACAUAGUAAUCACGCCAAUGUGCAAAGAUCAACAUCAACUUUAUUGCCGUUCGAAGACUUUUUCCAACUCAAUGAUGCUUCGAACCCUGGCUAACCCCAAAACAUCAGAAAGUAAUCUUUUGCUGAUGUUGGUGAUUUACUAUGCUUAGACGAGCCACCCAAAUCUUAAGCGAAUCAAAAUUAAGAUCAAAAUAAGAAAUUCAAUCCAGAACCCUACUCAUUCAUCACAGGAAAUGUCCCUAUACAAUAGCAGCAAUACAAUCCUGGCAUGAAUUUCAUGACUAAUAAUAGUUUCAUCUAAUAGUAGCAUUCUUAACAUUAAUAUACUACACAACACUAAAUGAUUCAUACUCCGAAUCGUCAAAGCCAAAUAAAUCCAAUGAUGAUGUACAAUACAAACAAUAACUUUAACUAACAACCAAUCAUGUAGCAGCAGUAAUAGAUUCCUCCUCCUUUCAAUACCAAUCAAGGCUACUACAACCCUGCUAAUCUGUAUUAAUCUAACCUUCCUCAAUAGAACAUUUAUAAUGUGAAUUAGCAACCUAACCCCUCAGUAAUUCAUUAGUAAAUGACUUACUCUAAUCAGAGCAAGGACUUUUAAAUGCAGCAUAUUCUAAAGGAGGUUAAUGGCUUUAACAAACAAGGUUUUGAUCACUUUGAAAAGGUCAGAAAACAACAUGAUGAGGUUAGACAAAAUAAUGACAAACUAGGCCAAUAGCUAGGCUCACUACUUAAAUUUGAUUGA